Racocetra persica is the source of this 203-nucleotide messenger RNA. The record is from the annotation of a GenBank genome assembly. Lineage: Eukaryota; Fungi; Glomeromycota; Glomeromycetes; Diversisporales; Gigasporaceae.
CAACUGGAGGUCUUGAUCAAGAAGAAACUCAACUUAAUACUAAUCAAGAUAAUAUAGCUAUGAGUUAUACUAAUCAAGAUAAUAUAACUAUGAGCUAUAAUGAUUUAAUGAUUGAGCUUAAUCAAGCUAGAAGACUUUUAGAGGUUGCUCAAAUAGAGAAGCAGCAAAUGUUUCAAUUUUUAGAAGAUCAAAAAAAAAAAUAA